GGCCUGGCCGCUCGCAGCAGCUUCAUCAUAUGAUGCUUCUACUACAUAGCUGCGUGGACUGAACCGUAAUCUCGGACUAAGGGAACUACGGCAGGUGGAUAGCUCGAGGAAACAAUACAAAAGACGUCCUCAAGAGCUACUCAGAUUCGGACGUGCUUUCGAGAUGGCGUAUGUCUCGCUGUCGGUAUCUCAAGCAGUCGCGCUCUGCAUUGGGUCUUGGAUCCUGUGGCGUGUCCUGAAGGCGCGCUUUGCGUCGUCGCCACUUGAUAACAUACGUGGCCCUCCUCCCGAGUCCUUCGCUGCUGGGAACUAUGGCCAGUUGUACCACCGACAAGGUUGGGACUUUCACAAGCGGCUAUGGGCAAAGUAUGGAUCUGUCGCGAAAGUACACGCAGUGUUUGGGGCACCGUGCCUCUAUAUCUACGAUCCAGCGACUCUGAAUCACCUCUUGCUAUCGGACGCGACUGCCAUUGAGCAAUCAAGCUUCAUUGCGGCGACAUAUCGCCUUCUUCUUGGCCCUGGUCUAAUGAGUUCUAGAGGAGACCACCACCGCCGGCAACGCAAGACUCUCAACCCCGUAUUCUCUCCUCGCAACCUCAAGGGAAUGCUCCCGUUGUUCUACAGCGUCAUUCAUCAGCUCCAAGACGCAAUGCAGAAGCAGCUUCGAAGCGGCGCCAAAGAGCUCGACAUCUUGCAGUGGACGAACCGCGGCGCGCUAGAGGUUAUGGGUCAAGCGGGCCUCGGCUACUCCUUCGACUCGUUCGUAGAGAACCCAAGCAACGACUUCGCGCGCGCUCUGAAAGAGCUCUUCCCGGCGAUGCAACAGAUCGGGUUCGUACGCCAGCUUACGCCGCUCUUCAUGAAGCUCGGCCCACGCGGCUUCCGGCGUCGCCUCGCCGAACUCGUGUCCCGCCCAUGGAAGGCCGCGCGCGACCUCCUCAGAGUCGUAGACACGCUCGACCGGAAGUCGAGGGAGAUCCUGGACACGCGGAGGAGGCUGCUGAAGCAGGGAGACGGGAUACUCGCCGGCCAAGAGGGCGAAGGGAGGGACCUGAUGACGUGUCUGCGUGAUCAGGCGAAUGACCAGGCUGCGGAGGAGGAUAAGCUUACCGACGAGGAGAUUCUCGGGCAAGUGGCGUCGUUCGUGCUCGCUGGGUCAGACACCAGCGGGAUCACGCUCGCGCAGAUCCUGCAAUAUCUAGCGGAGCGUCCCGACGUGCAGGACAAGCUGCGGCAGGAGAUUGCAGAUGCUCGGACGGGUGGUGACUUGUCCUACGAGGAGCUCAUGAAGCUGCCCUAUGUCGACGCUGUCGUGAAGGAGACCCUUCGCUUGAACCCACCGGCCACGCAAGUCUCUCGCCAGCUCUGCAAAGACGUCGUGGCGCCAGUAUCGUCGCCGAUCGUGGGAAAGGACGGUCGACUCAUGAAAGAGAUCGUCAUUCCCAAAGGAACCAUGGUCUUCAUAGGGGUCCUGGCGUCGAACGUGAACCCGGCCGUGUGGGGUGAAGACGCUGCGGAGUGGAAGCCGGAACGCUGGGUUGCGCCACCGCCCAGUAGCUUGGUCGCAGCACACAUCCCAGGGGUUUACGCGUCGCUGAUGACGUUUGUCGGAGGGAACAGAACAUGCAUCGGGCUGAAGUUUGCUGAGAUGGAGCUUAAGGCGAUGCUCUCUGUGCUGCUCGACGCCUUCAGCUUCUCUACUGCUGGCAAAGAUAUUGUAUGGAACCUCGCCACUGUGCGCUACCCGACUGUAGGCAUGGAUGGGAUGAAGCCUGAGCUGCCUCUCGUGGUCACCGCUGAAGAGCAAAGCCUCAUUGGGAUAUCUAUCGAUGAGAGUUCUGGCCUACAUCCGGAUCGGGGACCAUUUCUGGGGGCUGUCGUGUUGUCACGUCCAUAGUAACCAGUUCGAGCCGACCAGUCACUGA
Molecule: messenger RNA, 1925 nt
Organism: Fomitopsis serialis
Lineage: Eukaryota; Fungi; Basidiomycota; Agaricomycetes; Polyporales; Fomitopsidaceae
Product: cytochrome P450
Exons: 15
Coding region: 164-1897 (577 amino acids)
Molecular function (GO): heme binding; iron ion binding; monooxygenase activity
Source: RefSeq, a predicted model, not a curated record